CCACCACCAAUAAAUCACCACUCCAAUCCCCAACAUAUCCAUCCCCAAAUCAUACAACCCGAAACAGCCAUAAAAAUGACAACCCCCAAACCCCACAUCGCACACACCCUCCUCUCACGCGCCCACUCCCCCGACACAGCGACCCAACUCUUCACCGAGCGCAUAAAACAAAAGCCACUCUACGUGCGGCCAACAUCCCCAACACCAGCCGACAACCGCUCUCGGCGUCGCCUCCACCGCCUCCGCAAGAAAGAGUACUUCCUGCGCAAGCAAAAGCCGCAGCCUUUAUCCGCGCGCCAGAAGCGCGCCUCGGGGCUGUACGACCUCCCCAAGGAAGAAUGCAAGUAUGCGAUUUUCCAGGAACUGCAUGGCAUGUGGGUGCGGUAUAUGCAGGAUAUGUUGGACUUGGGGGAGAAGAAGUUCAAGCCGCCCAUGACGCCGUUGUCGCAUGGGAGUAAACUCUCCAGUGCGGAUUUUCAUGGGGCGGAGGUGGAGGUGGUGAGGAGUCGGUGUGAGGGGAGGGUUGGGGUUAGGGGCAUUGUGGUGAGGGAUACGAAGUUUACGUUUGUGGUGGUUACGAGGGGAGAUGAGGUUAAGACUAUUCCUAAGGAGCAGACUAUUUUCCGGUUUAGUGUGCCUUUGCCUCAGGCGGAUGAUGCUGAUGCUGAUGGGGCGGCGGUGGCUAGGGAGGCGAGUGCUCAUUCUGAGAAGAAGGAGGAGGAGCUCGUGUUUGAGCUUCAUGGCAGUCAGUUCCAGAAUCGUCCGGUGGACAGAGCGAAUAAGAAGUUCAAGUGGCGGAAUGUGGAUUAUAUCUAGGCUGUUGAGUGGAUGGAAGACUUCUAUUGGAAAUGAUCGUUAGAUCGCUUUAUCGUGGACUGCACGAGGGAACGGCCAGGGAGACUAUCCUGCAGAGCUUGGAACCCGAGUACAGUCUGACCAUAGUCGUGGUAG
Molecule: messenger RNA, 951 nt
Organism: Aspergillus neoniger CBS 115656
Lineage: Eukaryota; Fungi; Ascomycota; Eurotiomycetes; Eurotiales; Aspergillaceae
Product: RNase P/RNase MRP complex subunit
Exons: 2
Coding region: 76-816 (246 amino acids)
Biological process (GO): tRNA 5'-leader removal; rRNA processing
Cellular component (GO): ribonuclease P complex; ribonuclease MRP complex
Molecular function (GO): ribonuclease P RNA binding
Source: RefSeq, a predicted model, not a curated record